AUGUAUAACCUAUAUAAACCUUCCCCUUUGGGAUUUAAAGGUACGCGCAAGAAAAACUCGAUUAUCGUCAAAGAAAUUUUCAUAGUUACAACGUUACAAGUAGAUCACUGGAAUAAGACUUCUCGACAGACCCAAGCUCGCCAAGCCAUUGAUGCCGAGCGUCACGCGGCUCAAAGAGCUGCUGAGACCUCUCAACAGUCCCAAGCUCGCCAAAUCAUUUAUGCCGAGCGUCACGCGGAUCAAAGAGCUGCUGAGACUUCUCAACACACCCAAGCUCGCCAAAUCUUAGAUGCUGAGCAUCAAUCUUCGUACAUAGCCGCAGAGACCUCCGAAGAAACACGUAGACGACGUUUCAUUAAUGCCGUAAAGGAGACGUACGUUUACGAUGAAUACGUGGGAAGCAUUUGCUGA
Molecule: messenger RNA, 411 nt
Organism: Spodoptera exigua (beet armyworm)
Lineage: Eukaryota; Metazoa; Arthropoda; Insecta; Lepidoptera; Noctuidae
Source: the annotation of a GenBank genome assembly